AUGAUUUCCUCAUCCAGGUGUUUGGGAGCUCUCUGCUGUCUGAUGUUGCUCUCAGGCCUGCUGGAGGCCAAAUCCUUGUUAAACGCCAUUAAGCAGGAAGAGAUGGUUCCUGUCAGUGAUGUUGGGAUCCACUCACACACAGCUAACGGGUUCCUGAGUCACUCCAGACCGAAGCGUAACGUGGACCCCCGCUGGUACCGAGGGAACCCAGACUUCCAGUCCUACUACCGCUACUACAGCAGCAUCGGACACACGGAGGGGCUGUAUGAGAUCGAUAAGCUGCGGAUGCUGUACCAGCAGAUGCGGUUCCUGGAGAACGCCUACGGGCCCAACGCCUCCUACUUCCAGAGCAAGCUGGGCGUCCCCAUGAUCCCCUGUGACCCCGCGACAGACAAGAAGUGUAAAGUAGCUGCUCCUCCUCCUCCAAUGAAGGGGGUCCCAGUGCCCACCGAGCCCCCGGCCACUCCUCCUCCUGCUCCUCCUGCUCCUGUGGCCUCCUUCUCCCAGGCGGAUGUGCUGUACCUGUGUAAUAAGAAGGACCCUCUGUGUAAGCCCCACAUCGUCUACCUGCCCUCCGGCUCCGUGCCGGUGCUGUGUGACCCCCGCUACUACCCCCACUGCUCCCCCCAGAGAGCCCCGCCUCCUGCCGCCAAGGCCCCGCCUCCUGCCGCCAAGGGCCCGCCUCCUCCUCCUCCUCCUCCGAAGCAGUCCGCCCCGCCUCCUCCGCCCGUCCUCGUCAAGAAGUCUCUCCCGGCGCCGGUCCGCUCCUUCAAGGGCAUGGAGUACGACUGUGACCCGUACUGGGACCCCGACUGCCUGGUGGACCACCCGCCCCGGCCCAUGAAGGGGAAGGGCGUGGUCCUGCCGCCUCCUCCUCCUCCUCCUGUGGUGGAGGAGGUGAAGAAAGAGGAGCCAGUGGAGCAGCCAGCUCCUCCUGCUCCCAUUGAGAAGAAAGUAAGUUUCUACCCCUUCCCUUAUUACCAGCCCAAGGCCUACGACCCCCGGGACGACCUGUACGACCCCGCCCGCUUCCACUACCCCCAGCCCGCCGCCGACGAGGCCGCCGAGUCCGGACACAGCCAGACCACUUCCACUACCCCCAGCCCGCCGCCGACGAGGCCGCCGAGUCCGGACACAGCCAGUAAACCUCCAGGACCACUUCCACUACCCCCAGCCCGCCGCCGACGAGGCCGCCGAGUCCGGACACAGCCAGUAAACCUCCAGGACCGCUUCCACUACCCCCAGCCCACUUCCACUACCCCCAGCCCACUUCCACUACCCCCCGCCCGCUUCCACUACCCCCAGCCCGCCGCCGACGAGGCCGCCGAGACCACUUCCACUACGCCCAGCCCGCUUCCACUACCCCCAGCCCACUUCAACUACCCCCAGGACCGCUUCCACUACCCCCAGCCCACUUCAACUACCCCCAGAACGCUUCCACUACCCCCAGCCCACUUCAACUACCCCCAGGACCGCUUCCACUACCCCCAGCCCACUUCCACUACCCCCAGCCUCAGGACGGAGCAGGAAAUGGUUUUAACUCCAACAGACUUUGAUUGA
Molecule: messenger RNA, 1560 nt
Organism: Centropristis striata (black sea bass)
Lineage: Eukaryota; Metazoa; Chordata; Actinopteri; Perciformes; Serranidae
Exons: 6
Coding region: 1-1560 (519 amino acids)
Source: RefSeq, a predicted model, not a curated record